Molecule: messenger RNA, 1178 nt
Organism: Lobosporangium transversale
Lineage: Eukaryota; Fungi; Mortierellomycota; Mortierellomycetes; Mortierellales; Mortierellaceae
Product: ribosomal protein S5 domain 2-type protein
Exons: 3
Coding region: 51-923 (290 amino acids)
Biological process (GO): exonucleolytic trimming to generate mature 3'-end of 5.8S rRNA from tricistronic rRNA transcript (SSU-rRNA, 5.8S rRNA, LSU-rRNA); U4 snRNA 3'-end processing; U5 snRNA 3'-end processing
Cellular component (GO): nuclear exosome (RNase complex); cytoplasmic exosome (RNase complex)
Source: RefSeq, a predicted model, not a curated record
UCCACACUCAACCUUAAUCCUUUCAUUCAUAAUAUUAACACAUUCAAAGAAUGGCAUCAACAACUGACAGUUUGGCAGCCUCACCUGCGUUUACAUUCUCUGCUUCCACAUUUCAGAAAUUACAUCCAACAGAAUAUUUUCGUAAAUUUAUUUCACAAGGUGUCCGCCCCGAUGGACGCUUACUCGACAGCUUUCGUCCAACGACGGUUCAUUAUGGUGUGAUCACUACAGCAAAUGGUUCGGCCAUGGUCCGUAUCGGAGGAACAACCGUUGUCUGUGGUAUCAAAGCAGAGGUUGCAGAACCCAAACUGGAUAGCCCUGACCAAGGUUAUCUCGUACCAAAUGUCGAUCUGUCCCCAAUUUGUUCAAGCGCCUUCAGACCAGGAUCUCCUAGUGAACAAGCGCAGGUCGUGUCAGAAGCCAUACAUCGUGUCUUGAAGGAGAGUAAAGUCUUGGAUUUAAAAGAUCUCUGUAUUGAAGAGGCAAAAGCUGUUUGGGCGUUAUGGAUUGAUGUCGUUUGUGUCAGUUAUGAUGGAAACAUAUACGAUGCUGCCUUGAUCUCUGUUAUGGCUGCACUUUUAAAUGUCCGCAUUCGCAAGCCAACAUACGAUGAAGGCAUAGUCAAAGUACCAGGAGGCGAAGCAAUUAAUGAUGAAAAUUCCUUCAAAUUGAACUUGACAAGGAUACCACUCAGCACAUCGUUUGUUCUUUUUGACACCGAUUUAACAUUGUUAGCCGAUCCCAAUUUUGCAGAAGAGUCAAUUACACAGGGUCAAAUUUCAGUAACGAUUGAUGAGCAUGGUCGACUUUGUAGAAUUUCUAAAGUCGGUGCCGCUUCAACUUCACAAUCAUUGUUGAAACAAUGUAUUGAACGGGCGAAAAUACGUAGUCAUGAACUUAGAUCCAUCAUGAAUCAACAAUAACUUGUAUAACCAUUAUAAAGAUAGGGGGAAAAAAAAGUGUGUGUAUAUUAUAAACAUGCGAUCGAGAGGGAAAAAACAAAGAUAAGAAGUGGGUGAUAUAGUGGCAUUAUGUCGGAUGAUGCUUAUGAGGAGAGAAAAAAGAUUAAUCAGACUGAAGGGUGGCCUGCAGUGCUCGCUUGACCUGAGCACACUUGUCCAUGAGCACCUGCACUGCUUGAACUAACAGAUCCUGAGGCUCAAUUGAUCCAACAGAUU